This is a messenger RNA of Prunus armeniaca (apricot), 627 nucleotides long. The record is from the annotation of a GenBank genome assembly. Lineage: Eukaryota; Viridiplantae; Streptophyta; Magnoliopsida; Rosales; Rosaceae.
AUGCAAGAAGGACAGAGUGGGCCUCGCUGGCAAGUUGGACCUGUUGCAAGGGGCUAUGGUGGUUUAGGUCGUGUGCCUUUUUUUUUCUUUUGCUACAAGCUAGGUUGUUCAGCUAUUAUGUCGUUUGACAUGAGAAGUCGAUCAUCGAGUUCACAAGUGGCUUUGUAUUUGUGGGGUGGCUCUCAGGCAGAUGUGCAUGUGAGGUUGGCGGAGCCUUCAACCGCAUGUUCUACUUUUCCUUGGGUUUCAGAUUACCAUCUCAAAGAGUUCUUCUACUUCUUUGAAGUGAGACGUUGCGAGAAGUACACUCAACUUCGCGCACAUAAAGAGAAGUUGUUUAACAACCUUGGCCUCGACGAUGAUGCAUUGAGUACGAAUGUGUGGGAGGUCAACAAAAGAUGGGAAGGUGAUCUCACUAACUUAUAUCCCCUGCUUGUAAAGGAUGACAUUAGCAAAAGGAUUGAUCUCGAGCCGGACAUGGUUAAGGUUCGUCAAUCCAUGAACAUCUUUGCGAAGUUUCACGAAUGGCACGAGCACUGUAGAAAGGCACGUGGUCUUCCCCCGGCUAGAGAUGUUGAGAGAUGGAAACUACAUGGCCCUAACUCGAAUGAUGAGCCUGACGAAUAG